Molecule: messenger RNA, 2729 nt
Organism: Cherax quadricarinatus
Lineage: Eukaryota; Metazoa; Arthropoda; Malacostraca; Decapoda; Parastacidae
Source: RefSeq, a predicted model, not a curated record
GAGUGCGGGAUAACGGGAAGGAAGUACACUUACGGCAAUAUAGUGGACCAGGCUUUACGAUGGGCUGGCGUGGUGUCUCGGGUGUUGGCAGCACCAUCCUCCAAAAGGAACCGACUGACACUAUUUUCCGUCAACGCUCCGGAGUUUCCCAUCCUCCUGCUGGGGUCUCUAGCUGCCGGCGCCACUGUCAGUACAGUCAGCCCCAGCUAUACUGCCGAUGAGGUUGCACGACAGCUUAUAGACAACGAGACAGACAUGCUGGUGACUGACCCCAAACUGGAGAGUAUACUGAUAGAUGCCUUGACGAAGAUUAAAAAGACGAUUCCUAUUUUUAUCAGCGGUGUCUCUGCCCACGGUCACCCCAACAUCAGGCAUAUUCUGGAAGACUCCUCUAAACCCUUCGCCGAGCCUGUUCAGUCUCCCCUGAAGUCAACAGCAGUGAUUCUGUACUCCAGCGGCACCACUGGGAAGCCCAAGGGUGUGGAGCUCUCCCACGGUGCCAUCACCUCCAACCUCCAUAUGUUCACUCAUCCAUAUUUCUUUCCUUACCUGCCAACAACACAAGAGUACCAAGAAUCAGUCAUUGGAGUGAUGCCCUUCUAUCACGUCUAUGGUAUGCACGUUGUCAACUUGAUCACCCUCUACCUGGGAGCUAAGGUCAUCUCGCUGCCUGCCUUCACUCCUCAAGACUUUGUUAGGAACAUUAGAGAUCACAAGAUACGGGUCCUGCACACAAUUCCAUCAAUACUGAACUUCCUCUGCGAGUCCCCAGAAGUCACCUCGGCAGACCUGGAAAGUGUGAGGGUUGUCUUGUGUGCGGCGGCGCCUGUACUACCCACAACAACUGAGGCGUUCAAGAAGAAAGCACCCAACCCAAUACUCUUCCAGGAAGGAUUUGGCCUGACGGAAACUUUGCCAUCGUUGAUAACCCCCAUGGAUGACGAGAGGAUAGGCUGGUGUGGCAAAUGUGUGCCCAACACUGAGAUCAAAAUUGUGGACUUGGAGACUGGCAAGGCACUGCCGGAGCUACAGAGAGGAGAACUCUGUAUAAGGUCUCCUUCGCUCAUGACUGGUUACCUUAACAACCCGGUGGCUACGGCUGAAACCAUCGACCAGGAUGGUUUUUUGCAUACUGGCGACGUGGCUGUCCACAAGGAUGGCUUCGUCAGCAUUGUCGACAGGAUAAAGGAGCUUAUCAAGGUCAAAGGCUAUCAGGUGUCACCGUCGGAGCUGGAGGAUGUGCUCCAGCAACACCCUGGCGUGGUGGACUGUGCUGUGGUGGGCGUGGAUGAUGCUCGCUCUGGCGAGGUUCCUCGUGCCUAUAUCAUCAGGAAAGACUGCAACACUACGGAGGAGCAGGUCCACGAGUUCAUGAGGCACAAAGUAGCUAAGUAUAAGCAGCUGAAGGGUGGCAUCGUUUUCGUCGACACUCUGCCCAGGAGCUCCAUAGGAAAAAUACUCAAAAAGGAACUAAAGGCCAUCGCGCCUUGAAUCCUUGACUGUCAGCUGCUGAGCGACCUGUGUGGUCAAAGUACUUCGUAAAUGUUACUACUAUACUACUGCUGCUACUAUAUUAUUAUUAUUAUUAUUAUUAUUAUUAUUAUUAUUAUUAUUAUUAUCUGUGUCCUACAGAUAGUUAGUUAGUUUAAUAUGUUUAUUAUGCACCCCAUACCCAUCCUGUGGGCGGUAGUCAAAAGAUUACAGAGGUACAUAAUGGGUCCCGGGACUGGGCCUCAAAGUUUUGAUAGCUGAGCAAGUUACAGAGGUAAUGAAUUCACAAUUUACAAAGGUAAUGAACUCACAAUUUACAAAGGUAAUGAACUCCAGGUAGGUCUAGUCACAAUCAUGACAAGUUACAAAGGUAUUUACAGAUUACAGAGGUACACAAUGGGUCUACAGUGUCUCAUCACUUGGCUUUACCAAAUGGGGAAUUAUAACAUUAAGUUAAACGAACGAAAGACAAUUCUUUUUAAUAUAGCUGAGUUUAUCCCCCCCCUUCCCUGGAUCAAAAUUAAUUGUCUCCCUUUUUCCCAGAUGCUGGGUGACUCCAAAUGAUUUACCGAUUCCCGAUGCAGUAAUCCUAGUAAAAUAUCGUAGCACGAGGCGAUGAAUGCCAGAUAAUAUUCCACGGUAUGACAUGCUCUGAUGAAAAUAUAAUUCCCAGUUCUCUGGUGAAAAUCUCCCUCGAUGGGCAGAUGAGGAGUUCUUGAUCCAAGGAAUUUCAUCUGACCUCCUCUCAGGUGCCUUGAUGCUGUGAGGGUCUCUUGAUUCAAGAAAUUUCGCCUGACCUCCCCUCAGGUGCCUUGAUGCUGUGACCGUCUCUUGAUUCAAGGAAUUUCGCCUGACCUCCCCUCAGAUGCCUUGAUGCUGUGAGGGGUUCUUGAUUCAAGGAACUGGACCCAGGGCCAGAUUAAGAAGUCUCAGGGCCCUAGGCUAUUCAGAUUGGCGGGGCCCCUUUGAGUUACGGGUAAGCGAAGCGACCCCUUCCAGCUUGGGGGGGGGGGGUCGGUGUGAGCCUGUUUAAGGUCUAAUUAAAUACAUUCUGGCUAUUUAGAUUAAAUUUAAUAGGGAAAGUACAUCAAGACAACCAAAACCAUUUACCAACAGCCAUUAUAACUAUCUUGUUAAAUCAUGCAUUUUAAAGAGAAUAAACUCAAGACAGCAUAGUAUUACUAGAUUAGGCUAUUAAAGUAGUGACAUCAUGUACCUAUUAUAUUUAGCAUAACCAC